Messenger RNA from Brassica napus (rape), 10195 nucleotides. RefSeq lists its product as uncharacterized. The transcript has 6 exons. The record is from RefSeq and is a predicted model, not a curated record. NCBI's taxonomy places the organism in Eukaryota, Viridiplantae, Streptophyta, Magnoliopsida, Brassicales, Brassicaceae. The coding region runs from base 3686 to 4834 and encodes 382 amino acids.
CAAACAUCUUGAACUUACAUCACAUCAUAUUUUGUGACAUCUAACUCAUUUGUCCUUUUUAUGAUAUGAAUCUUGGUCUUUGUGAUUUUAUUAAUUUCUUAUUUGAUGGCCAGCUGCUGUCAUGUUCUCAUUAAUUUGAACUUACAUCACAUAAUAUCUUUUCUAUAAAUUUAGGUAAUUUUAUUUAUUUGUCAUAUUCUCAUUAAUUUGUAUUUGUCAUAUUUAAAUUAGUUUUAAUUGAAUCAUUAAUUUGAAUAUCUAACAAUACUAAAAUCAGGAUAUCAAGUCAUCUAAGCGCGUCCACGUGGGAUUGGAAAUUCAGGCCAAUCAGAGAUUGACUUUCUGGCACGUCACUUAUUUCUUCGGUCUGAACCGGAUCAAGAUUUAUGUAUCUGAGAGGGUCCCAUUUUGAGAUCCAUCGACAAACUCUUCAUCUUCCUGCACCUCCCUUCUUUCAUCAAACGUAUAAAAAAAAUAUCACUCACGAAUAGAUCAACGUUACAUCUCCUUCACUCCUCUAAGGAAAAACCACAUUCAACACACAAUUUUGCCUUCAGUUCCAAAUUAAAUCCCUUCUAAACAUCUCUCUAUUACAUCUGCCCUUUCAUUUCAAUCUGAAUCCAGUCGUUUUCAUGUAUCUAUGAAAGCUCUCCUAUAAAUUUAGGGCCAAACACGACUAAACCCUCGCCACAAUCCACCGCAAAAACAUGUCGUCAGCAGAUUCGUCUUUCUCAAUUCUCGUCUUCCUUUAUUGCUGAUCUUCAUCAUGAUUUAUGUCUCGGCUUCAUACAUCUCCCUCGACAGUCUCCAUCUGGAUUGAUUCAACGUAUUGAAUUGCAUAUAUGUUGGCUUACGAAACUUCUGAAUCUUCUAAAGAAAAAGCUGAGAGUUUCAUUCAAGGGAAAUAAAAAGGACGCCACUGAAUUCUUGGAGGAGAUGAAUGAGAAAGAAGCUACAGAGAUGAAAGAAAUCAUGGGUCUAAAGGGGAAUGGAGUUCUAUGUGUUUACCCUCGGGAAAAGAACAUCAAAAACAUGCUGUCCAUCUCAAAAGAGAAGAAGAAAGAGCACCAACGAGUUCAAGCAGGUAUAAUCAUAUAUGGUUUGAUUUCUCAUGUGUAAACAUCUGCAACUUUUCAUAUAUGAUAACUGCAUUCUUCACAAUUGAAGUUUGUCCUUUAACUUGGAUGAAACUUACCUCAUCUUACACAAUUGAACGUUGUUACUUUCUUUUAUGCAGACUUUCUUUCUUAGUUUUGCUUUUUAAGAUUUCAAGAAUAAAAUCAGGUUAGUCAUGUGGAUGGCAACGUUCUGAGGUUUGGGGAGUUAAAAGAAAGUAGAGGGAUGAACGAGCAAGUCAAAGGACAUUCCUACUCAGAACCAGGUCUUCUCGGAACAAACUCACCUUCCCAUGGUACCUGAAGGUAAGGAUGAAUCUGAGAAAGAAGCUGUUGCAGAUAAAAUCGACAAGUCUUGGUUGAGAAUCUCUUUGGCUUCUCCAAAACUACGGGAGAGCAUCUCAGCUAGGUCAGUGAAAUAUUAGCACGUCUAAGCAAUGACUUUAGUGUCAAGAAAAUUGCAACUUAUAUGAUCGAGUUUUGUUGCACUCCGAUGAAGGGGCUCUAUUAUUGUGUGAUAUACCUAAGACCAGGGGACUAUCAUCGUAUACACUCUCCAGCUGACUGGAAUGCAUUGGUUCGUAGACACUUUGCAGAUAUUGAUCGUCAGCUGCUAAUCUAAUUGAGAACAAGUCGUACUUGAAGGGAUAUGGAAACAAGGUUUUAUGGCACUUGAUGUUGAUGGUGCGACCAACAUUGGAUCCAUUGAGCUAUUCAUCGAACCUAGGAGCAAGUGUAUGAUCCACAAGGUCAUGGCGUAAAGCUUGAGAAUGGAAAGGAGGUAGGUGUAUUCAACAUGGGAUCAACUGUGGCGGUUCAAGCAGUUCCUCAGAUUACAGAUUCUGUGUCAAACUAUGUUUGUUAAUGACAGUGUCUGAAUAUGACCCUUUGACAGGCUAAUAGCGGUUGAGUGUUGGAGCUACCUAGAUGCCUAGAAGAACUCGCUGGCAAGCAAUGCUUCUUUCAUGAUUCAAGUGAAACCAUACAAUUUCACUCCCAACCAUGGCACCUUCACGUACAAUGUCUGCAACUUCUGAGGACGUGUCUGUGAAACUCUUUUUUGUGCACUACGUGUCUGUGAAACUCAUUCAGAGAUAAACUAAGCUUAGUAAAGAAAACAUCUUCAACAGCGGUGAUUGAAAUAACACAUCUACUUAUUAGUUAUAGGUUGAAAGCAGCAACACAACUCCACAAGCGGCAUGGCAGAUUGCACAACCACCUGCUUCUGGCACCAACCCGAUGGAUGGGGCUACAAAAGGGAUGGACGUUGAUCAACCAACACCACCCAGCUUUGGAGAUGAGGAGAAGAGCCUCAAACGCCCCUGGAGUGAUUGUUGGAAGUACUACAAUUCGUCUUUCCCACCAAGUUUUCUUUUCCUACAUUACAAGCUCUACGCAAUUACUCUUUUCCAUCGUUUGUGUUUUUCCUAUUUUCUUUUUAAAAUUUCCUGCAACAAGCUCCAUCUGAGAACAUUGUUAUUUUCAUUUAAAUUAAAGGAAGUUUGACGGCUUAACAUGUUCACUAAUAUUCGUCUGGUAUAAUUAACAUGUGGCUACCUUUAGUUAGUCCCUUGAUGCAUCAACAUAGACUUCACUUAAUGCACCAAUUAAAAACCUCACCUUAAUCGCAUCGUACAUUUAAUACUCUCUAUUUUCUUAAAGAAAUACAGUGAUUUGAUCAACUAACAUAUAGUAUGUCGUAGCAUUCAACCAUGUACUGAUAGUAUCAAUUUUUUUUUGUAAACUAAUAGUAUCAAAUCUUAAACCAGAUAAAAAUGUCAUCAACUAAAAGCUGAAUGACACUAAAAUAGAACCAACCAAAAAUAGUGACACAAAUACACUUAAUAUGUUCAACGACGGUGAGGCAAAUAAUACCCAAAAAAACAUCAAAAGACAGACACAGGUCAAAUGAUCGUCAUUUACAAGGUUUCUUCAAGUAAAUCAAGAACACACCUACACCUCCCUACUUAUUCCCUGACCCACAAUUCUCUUCGUAUGCAAAUAUCUACAACGCAACAACACACGUUUAAGAGGAACUUCACCUACAGGAUUAAUUACUCCAUAAAGCAACAAGCCAACAACAUAUACGACCCCGCCCUUGCGCGGGGGGUUCCACCCCUAGUAAUCUUUUAAAAUUUUAUUAAACAAGUAGGAGUAAGGAUUAAAUAUUGAUAUUUUUUCUUAUUAAUGAUACACAGUGAUAAGAUACAUGGACAUUACAAAGGAAUUUUGUUGAUAGCAUGAAAUUUUUUUUCUGCUGAUGUUUUAAUUUAUCCAGUGAAUUGAACGAAGGAAGGUGAUUGGAUAAUCAUCAACGCCUUUCAUAUUGAACAUGCUUGAGAAAGUUUUAGGUUAGCGCUUCGUGAUUUUAAAAUUAAGUAGAAAUCCAAUACUUCUUUAUUAAACAUUCUACUUAGUCGCUUGAAAACCUAUUUCUCACCACUAGAUAUAUGGACAGUUGAUGUUUGAUUUUUUUUUUUUUUACAUUUAAAUUAAUAAAUUUUUUUUUUUGAACAACAAAUUAAUAAAAUAUUUUCGCGAUUGAGGGGAGUUACGAGAAGGAUUCACAGAUGGAAAGCCGUUAUCUGUUUAGAUCUGAUAAGGAUCCGGGCUUUUGGAUACGAUGUGGGUGGAUUGGGAAAGGUUACGGUGUGAUUGGUUUCAAAGGCAAUCGAGUUUUGAUUUGUUAUGGUCUGGGAAAUUGGAAGUAUGGAGUUUUUUCUCGAUUUGGUUUUAAUGGUGAGAUUGGUGGUCUUGGGAAUGACUCGGUUUCCUUUUUUGUGAGAUUAGGGAAUAUCGUCGUGAUUCUGAAGCUAGUACUUAACCUUGGUCCCACAGAUUCUGUAUGGAUCAUUUCCCGAUCUUUGGAAAAUGUAAUAGAGGAAUUAGAGGUUUCUGUAAUAAAAAUUUUCCUCAAAUAUAAUCUGAUUAAUAUUAUUGAUGCGGUUUGGGAUUUUCGGAUUUGCUUGAUCAUAAAGUCUAGGCCUGUAGAGUCUAUAGUAUUUAUAGAGAUAUGUGCUAAGAGGGUUAACACAUCUCAAAACAUUUGUGUUCUUACUGUCUUUUUGGCUCUUUCUCUCGGCUUUUUUCUAUCGCUCAUUCACUUUGUUUUCACAAUGUCUCAAGGCAACUGGAUUACUAAGUCAGGCGGUAAGAAGGUGGAGGUGGCUAAACAUGGUUUACGGAUUACGGUUCCACGGUUUGACAAUUCAGAACUCAUUGCGAGCUAUUCCAAGACCCUCAUUGGGCGGUGCAUGAAUCCUCAAAAGCAAGACAUGAAAAUCCUUCUUUUCCUGCUUCCAAGGAUUUGGAAUGUUGAGGGUCGCGUGGCUGGUGUUGGUCUGGGGCUUGGAAGAUUUCAGUUUAACUUUGAUUUGGAGGAGGAUAUUGUAGAGGUCCUCAAGAUGGAACCGUUCCAUUUUGACUACUGGAUGUUGUCUAUGGUCAUGUGGAAGCUGGUGCUAGAGCCGAACUAUCCAUCGAAAAUAACUUUCUGGGUUCGUGUGAUGGAUAUUCCUCUUCAGUUUCGAGCGGCUCCAAUUUUCCAAAGUGUGGGGGAGGCUCUUGGGCAGGUCCAGGGGCAGGUGGAUUUUGUUGGUGGAAGAGUUAGUGUGGAACUUGAUGGUUUCUCAAUGCGAUCUUUACUUGGCAAAAAUACUUUGGGCGCGGGUUCAAAGUCUAUGGUCCAGAUCUCGGGUGUUUGUGGUGGCUUUCGUUAAGGUCUCGGAGUAUUUGGAGCAUUCCCCUCUCAUGGAUGGAUAAAUCUAGAUUGGUCUCAUCAAACCAUGAGCCGAGGAGAUGCGGUGAAGUAACGAAGUUCAUUUGUUUCUUUUCUUUGGUGAUGUUGUUGGACAGGAGGGGACACAUAGGAAUCAGCGUGUUUAUGCACUUGAAUGCAAGGUAUGCUUGCUUAGUGUUUCUUUUUGACAGAGAAUAUUGCUUAGGAAAUGGGAUACAAGGUAACAGGGUCUUACGUUUAAGUAGAAAAGUGUGUUCAUGGUGUCUUUUGCUUGGUUGCUGGUUAGAGAGUAGCUAUAAGCAGGAGAAACUGGGUGCUCUUAUAUUUAUUUAUCUGCGGUUUUGGUGUAUAGAGUUUGGAGGUGAUGUUGGAACACUUUUUCUUACUAUUGAGGAGAUGCAUCACGGUCAUUGUGUGGGUCAGUUGCGGAUCUUUUUGGCUGAUAGAAAGGAAUUUAAUUCUUGGGUUGUAGUGAGCUUAAGAUUAGGUUUCUCUGGUAUUUGUUGUCGUGGGUAUUACUACGGGUUAGUACUAGAAGUUUGGGGUGUUCUCAAAAUUUUAUUAAGUGGGGAGGAGUCAAUAGGAGUUGCCUGUAGGAAUGUUGUCUAUUUUAUGAGAGAUCUUGUGAGGUUGUGGUUUAUAGAUUGGAGUGCUUAUAUCUGUGGCUCUGUUUCAUUGGUGUCGUGUGGUCUUAUUGGAUUUGCUAAGGGUGUCUUGUUAGUUCCCACGAUCAGUGGUGAUGCUGAUGUUGCUGAUCUCAGUUUAGCUUUGCCUAUAUUUAGGUAUGUUUUGCUUCUAAAUCAGAUGAAAGUGACUGGUGAUAGCUGCGGGAAGUCUGCUGUAGAUGUUCCUAUGCACUAUGAAUUUAAAGGUUUCUUUGAUACACAUGCACAUGUGGUAUUGAUAGAUGUGGGAAGGUGCUGGUUGAUGUCUUGGUAUGACGAUAACUACUCGGCUUUCUAUGGUCCAAAUUGCCUUAUGCGGUUUAAUUUUGGGUGGGUGGCGUUUUGCUAUCAAAGGCGAGGUUGCAUGGUCUUGGUGAGAAGGUUAAACACUGAGCAAGUUUUUAUGAUCUUAACAUUCGGUGCUGGUGGGGAUCAAGGAUAUAGAUGCUGGUUAUUAAUUUCUCCAGUAAUGCAUGCGGCUUUGUUACCAAAUGUGGUUUUUGUAAAGGUUUAUAAGGUAUUACGGUUGAAAGUAGUUCGGGUGUUUUUUGGACAAGUUCAGUGCUAUUUAAUUUGGUCUUGUAUGGAUUGGAAUUGGUAUGAGGAAUCGUGCACUAGGGUCUUAGUGGAAUGUAAAUAUGCGGAUAAUUUUUAUUGGAAAGGAUUUAAAAGGCCGGUGUGGUACUACAACAUUUGUUAAUAUGAAGAUCUUAAGUUGGAAUUGUCGAGGGCUUGGAACCAGUUGGACUAUUAGCUAUUUGCGGGAAAUAUAUUACAAACACAGACCAUAGUUUUUGUUUUUAUCGAGACGAAACAAAAUUUUGAGUUUGUACAAUCUUUUCAGUUUCAUUUUGGGUUUAGUCAUCUCCAUACGGUUGAUCCCCAAGGUAGAAGUGGGGGGCUGGCUUUAUUUUAUAACUCUAGUUACAAGGUUAAUAUUAUAUCAUCUAGUAAUAGAAUUAUAGAUGUUGAAAUGGAAUAUAAUGGCAAGCGGAUUUUUAUAUCUUUUGUUUAUGGUGAACCAAACCAAAAUCUUCGAGAUCCGGUUUGGGAGAGAUUAACGAGAAUAGGUAUCGCUCGGGGUGAACCCUGGUUUAUUAUUGGAGACCUAAAUGAGAUUAGAGAUAAUCACGAGAAAUAGGUUGGUACCAUUCGACAUGCUGAUACUUUUGUGGCUUUUAACAAUAUGAUAGAUAAUUGUGGUCUUAUGGAAUUCCCUAGUCUCGGAAAUACUUUAUCAUGGAGUGGGAGGAGACAAUGCCAAGAAGUUCAGUGUCGUUUGGAUCGGGCGCUGGGGAAUAAUGAAUGGCAUAAUUUGUUUCCAUGUCUAUUUGUUGAAUAUUUGCGCAUGGUUGCCUCUGAUCACAGACCCAUUGUAGCAACAAUUGAGGAUAAAGUUAUAAAAUAUAGAAGGUCUUUUCGAUUUGAUAAGAGGCGGAUAGGGGAAGAUGGUCUUAUGGAGUCAAUAACACAGGGAUGGAACAUUAAUCGCGGAAGGGCAAGGGCAUGAAUUGUAGACAAGAUACAUUCGUGUAGACAUGAGAUUUCAGUUUGGAGGAAACUUAAUCUGCCAUAUGGGAAGGACAAAAUAGAUUCCCUACAAAGAGCACUUGAGGAAUUCAAAAUGAUUUUACAAAAUCUAAUGAAGAGGUACAUGAGGUAUCAAGGAAAUUACAAGAGGCGUAUCGUGACGAGGAACAAUAUUGGGAACAAAAAAGUAUGAUUAAUUGGCAUGUUCUCGGGGACAGGAAUACAAAAUUUUAUCACGCUUUAACAAAACAAAGACGUAUUCAAAAUAGGAUUAUUGGCCUACAUAAUGAAGAGGGAAAAUGGGUGAACUCAGAACAUGAUGUGGAAGGUGUAGCAGUAAGAUAUUUUACGGAUGUGUUCAGUAUAUCCUCCCCAGCGGACCCAAAGGUUUUUUAGAGGAAGUACCAACAUUGGUUACGGAUGCCCAGAACCUAAGGCUGAUGGCUAUGGCUACGAAAGAAGAGGUUAGGGCUGCUUUAUUUAUGAUGCACCCGAAAAAAGCCCCUGGUCCAGAUGGGAUGACUGCACUAUUUUAUCAACAGUCUUGGUCAAUAAUUAAGGAUGAUGUGGUCUCCACGGUUAAUGACUUUCUAAGGACAAGAAUUUUUGAUGCGAGACUUAAUUUGACAUAUAUAUGUCUUAUUCCGAAGACGGAGAGACCAAGUAGGAUGACGGAGCUUCGACCCAUAAGCUUGUGCAAUGUGGGUUAUAAAAUUAUUUCAAAGAUAUUAUGCCAGAGGUUGAAAGGUUUAUUACCAAUGUUAAUUUCGGAGACUCAAACGGCAUUUGUUUCCGGUAGGCUAAUUUCAGAUAACAUUCUCAUUGCUCAGGAGAUGUUUCAUGGGUUACGUACAAAUAAGGCGUGCAAGGAUAAAUUUUUAGCAAUCAAAACGGAUAUGAGUAAGGCGUAUGACAGAGUAGAAUGACCUUUUCUCAAGAGUCUUCUUUUGAAAAUGGGUUUUUCUAUUGAUUGGGUAGCUUUGAUAAUGCAAUGUAUAUCAUCGGUCAGGUCUUAUUAAAUGGGCAACCGAAAGGGCAUAUAGUCCCGGAGAGGGGCCUGCGACAAGGGAAUCCGUUGUCCCCGUAUUUAUUCAUCCUAUGUAUAGAAGCUCUUAUUGCUAACAUUCAGAAGGAGGAAAGGAGGAAACAGUUAACAGGCCUAAAAAUAGCACGGGCAAGUCCACCAAUUUCACAUUUACUGUUUGCGGAUGAUAAUCUUUUCUUUUGUAAGGCUACAGUGCAGGAAUGCGGGGUUAUCCUUCAACUACUCAAAAACUAUGAGUUAGUGCCAGGCCACCAAAUUAAUUUUUCGAAAUCAUCGAUUCUUUUUGGUCAUAAGGUUCCCGAGGAAGUGAGAUUGGUUAUUCAUAAUCUACUGAACACUACGAAUCUGGGAGGGAUGGAAACGUUUUUGGGUAUACCCGAGAGUCUAGGGGUUCAAAAAUAAAGAUUUUUGGCUUUCAAAAUGAGUGGGUAAAUAAUAAAGUAAAUAGUUGGACAGUUAGAUUCCUUACAGGGUGGGGGGUAAAGAGGUGCUGAUAAAAUCUUCAGCCGCACCUAUGCCAACAUAUGUGAUGUCAUGUUUCAAACUGCCUAAAGGGGUUACACAGAAAAUUACUAGCUAGUACUUUAGCGUACUUCUGGCGGAGUAGUGGGGGAAACAAAAAUGGUUUACAUUGGUUUUCUUGGGAUAAAGUUUGCAUACAUAAAGAAGAAGGUGACCUAAGUUUUAGAGAUCUCCAAGAUUUUAAUACAGCUUUAUUGGCCAAACAAUUAUGGUGUUUGAUAGAUAAGCCUGAUUAUUUAUUUUCCAAGGUUUUCAAAGGAAGAUAUUUUUAGAAUUCUCAUCCUUUGGAUGAUCACAGAUCUUACUCCUCUUCUUAUGGAUGGAGAAGCAUAUGUUCAGCUCGAUCUCUUGUUAAAAAAGAGGCUAAUCAAAAUAGUAGGGUCUGGGCACUCAAUUUCUGUUUGGAAUGAUCCCUGGAUUCCUGCUCCUCUCCCGAGGUCAGCAUUACCAAAAAACCAAUCUCAAUUUUUAAAUCCAUCUCUUACGGUGAAAGAUCUCAUCAACCCGGUUGAUAAAUCCUGGAAUGUAGAUUUUCUCAAUGAAUAUUUUCAUCCAGAUGAAGUGAAGAUCAUUCGUGGGAUAGCAGUUAGUAGGACACAGAGGCCAGAUUUGUCUGGUUGGUUGUAUACAGAGUCCGGUAAGUACUCGGUUAAAUCAGGUUUCAGGACAGAGUCAUUAUAUCCAGACAGGAAACCAAGGACAAUUAUUUAUGGACCAAACGUUAAACCACUGUUGGUGUUUACAUGGAAACUUUGAUGCUCCCCGAAACUGAGGAAUUUCGUUUGGCAGGUUUUAUCUGGGACUCUACCGGUAUUUAAGAAUUUGAAGGCACGGGGUAUAAAUUGUGAUUUAAGAUGUAGUAUUUGUGGAGCAGAUGAGGAAUCUAUAAAUCAUGUUCUCUUUGAAUGUCCACCAGCAUUAAAAACCUGGGCGUAAUCUAGGAUCCCCUCGCCUUCCGGAAUAUACCCAUCUUCUUCGGUUUACACUAGUUUAAAUUAUCUCUUUUGGAGAAUUCCAAAGGAAUUUGAUUCUGAUUGCUUCCCCUGAAUUAUGUGGUAUAUAUGGAAGAAUAGAAAUGAUAAUAUUUAUCAGAAUAAGGAUGGGAAUCCUCAGGAAAUUUUACGGAAAGCGGAAGUUGAGAGUACCCUUUGGGCUGAGGCACAAGUAUUGGUGCCAAACCAGUAUGCAAAUAUCCAAACAGGGGUCACCGGACCAUUAGUGGAGCAUACAAGAGUGUGCUAUGUCGAUGGGGUUUGGCGGGAGCAAGAUGUCUUCACUGGACAGGGCUGGUACUGUCGAAUGAGGGGGACAUCGGACGUAAUGAUGGGGGCAAUGAAUCUCCGACGAAGUCUAUCACCUCUACAUGCAGAAUGUGAGGUUCUGAUUUGGGUUAUAGAGUGCAUGAAGACCCUAUAGUUUUCAGACGUAGUUUUCGCGACAGAUUGUUCUCAACUGGUGAAGAUGGUGUCGUCACGUGAGGAUUGGCCAGCGUUUGCUACACAUAUGGAAGAAUUCAGCCGCAGUAAGACUUUUUUCCCUAGUUUCAAGAUCACACAUAUUCCAAGGGCACAAAACACUA